AUGAUAUUUAUUGGUAUUCUAAAGCUUUAUAAAUAGUAAGGGAAUCAUGUUCAGUCUGGGUAACCUAAAGACAACUUUCUUAAUUCACUUUUUAAGUUUUUAAGCCAAGUUACAAAGCCUAAGUCACACUACUUUGCAUUUGGCAGAGAGCAGCCGGUAACUAAAAGAAGCAGAAAAAAUGGAUGGAUUUGCUGGUGAGGCUGAGGUUACACGGCGCUGUGGCAAUCACCAUCCUACUGUUUGGGGAGACCAUUUUCUUGCCUAUUCUCAUCUCUCGGGAGCCAAUGAAUGGGAAAAGAAACAGCAUGAGCACCUAAAGGAAGAAGUGAGAAAAAUGCUAGUGAUGGCUCCUUCCAAAUCGUUGCAAAAUCUGGAUCUGAUAAACGCAAUCCAAUGUCUUGGAGUAGCGUACCAUUUUGAACAUGAGAUUGAGGAGUCACUGGCCUUUAUCUAUAGCUGUUAUGACCAAUUGAAUGGUGAAGCUGAUGAAACUGACCUUCAUACUGUUGCUCUGCGGUUUCGAUUACUUAGGCAACACGGUUAUUAUGUCUCAUCUGAUGUUUUUAGGAAAUUCACUGACGACCAAGGAAAUUACAAGAAAGCAUUGGUUGGCGACGUGCAAGGAUUGUUGAGCCUGUAUGAGGCAACACAAUUCAGAGUACACAGUGAAGAAAUACUAGGCGAAGCAGUUAAUUUCACCACCACUCAUUUGAAGCUAUUAUUGCCUACAUUGAGUAAUUCAUUCGCGAUGAAAAUCAGCAAUGCACUAAAAUAUCCAAUCAACUGUACUAUGGUGACAGCAGCAACGAGGAAAUACAUAUCGUUUUACCAAGAAGAUAAAGCACAUGAUGAUGUGUUGCUAAAUUUGGCAAAAUUGGACUAUAACAUAUUGCAGAAGAUGUAUAAAACUGAGCUAUGUGAUAUCACAAGGUGGUGGAAGGAAUUGGACUUCACGAAAGCAUUACCUUUUACAAGAGACAGAGUAGUUGAGUUGUACUUCUGGUCUUUGAGUGUGUACUUUGAGCCCCAGUAUAAGGUGGGGAGGAACAUACUAACCAAAGUGUUAUGCUUCAUUUCUAUUGCUGAUGAUAUCUAUGGUACAUAUGGAACAAUAGACGAACUCACUCUCCUAACAAAUGCAAUAGAAAGGUGGAACAUUGACGACAUUUCAGAAAAGUUACCAUCAUAUAUGAAGCUUUAUUACCUAGCUCUUCUAGAUGUUUACAGUGAAAUUGAGAAAGAAUUGGCAAAGGAAAACAAGUCAUUUCAACUCAAUUAUUCAAUAGCUGAGAUGAAAAAGCUAAUAAAGGCAUAUUUUCAAGAGGCCAAAUGGUAUCAUGGGAAUAACGUCCCAACUAUGGAGCAGUAUGUGAAAAAUGGAAUUCGAUCUAGCACUAUCCCAUGUCUUGUGACUCUCUCUUGGUUAGGCAUUGGAAAUGAAGCAACGAAGGAGGCACACGACUGGCUUGCAAGUGAACCUCCAAUUCUGGUUGCUUCCUCUAUCAUCGCUAGAUUAUCGAAUGAUAUUGUAUCACAUGAGAGAGAGCAAGAAGGAGGAGAUAUAUCAGGUGUCGUAUGUUACAUGAAUGAAUAUGGCGUCACAAAGGAAGAAGCAUACAUGGAGAUUAGGAAAAUAAUGGAUAAUAGUUGGAAGGAUUUGAAUCGAGAAUGCCUAAAACCUAUCGUUAUACCGAGGGUUUUACUCAUGCCAGUGCUCAACCUUGCUAGGAUGUCGGAGUUCUCAUACAAAGAUGAAGAUUCUUAUACUUUUUCCAAAAACAACUUGAAAGACAUCAUCUCUGAGGUGCUAGUUGAUCCCAUUACAAUGUGAAAACUUGAACAUUAAAGCUAAAAACAUAAAGCAAAUGGAAUUAAAAAAAACAAAUAUUGCAAUUCUCUAGAAUAUUUAUAUUUAUAUUUUUAUUUUAUUUCGGUUGAAAGAAGAAUACUAUGAUAUAUAUUUACUAUGUGUGAUUAUAUUUGUAAUAAAAGAAGUUCCUAAUAUAUCUGCCUCAACUGCUUCAAUGGCAAAUAGAGGAGGAACUUCAAAGUGAGCAAAAAGGUUGAGUAGCUGCUUCCAGCUCCAGGGGGAAAAAACAGGAGAAUGCUUAAAGUUGGGAUAAGCUGAAUGUAUUGGAAUUAAUAUCAUUUGGUUUCGUGUAAUUUGUUUAGUUGGUGGAGUUGAACUCUUUUUUAUACAUACAUCUUAUCAAUUUUGGACU
Molecule: messenger RNA, 2222 nt
Organism: Nicotiana tabacum (common tobacco)
Lineage: Eukaryota; Viridiplantae; Streptophyta; Magnoliopsida; Solanales; Solanaceae
Product: sesquiterpene synthase 15b-like
Biological process (GO): diterpenoid biosynthetic process
Molecular function (GO): magnesium ion binding; terpene synthase activity
Source: RefSeq, a predicted model, not a curated record